Messenger RNA from Macadamia integrifolia, 1188 nucleotides. RefSeq names its product polygalacturonase non-catalytic subunit AroGP3-like. The record is from RefSeq and is a predicted model, not a curated record. The transcript is spliced from 2 exons. NCBI's taxonomy places the organism in Eukaryota, Viridiplantae, Streptophyta, Magnoliopsida, Proteales, Proteaceae. The coding region runs from base 73 to 1080 and encodes 335 amino acids.
GUAAAAACACCCAACUCAAUCCAUAAUUAAGUCACAAACCCAACUCAUUCCAAUCUCUGUAUCAAUCCCACCAUGAGGCAUCCUAAUCUGAUGCUUGGAAUUUUGAUAGUAGCACACUUAAGUGGUUUUCUAGCUGAAAAUACCUUUUCACAGUAUUGGGAAGAGCAUAUUGAUCUUCCACACCCUCCAUAUUGGUUUGUUGCAAAGAUUUCUCCAUUAACCCCCCAUCAGGUAAAUGUGUUUUUGAAACUUAUGGAGGAAAAUGAGUUUGCUUCCCACCUGCCAUCAUUUUGUAAGCUGGCUAAUGUUGCUUGUUCUACAAAUGCACUAGCAACCCUACCACCAAAAGUUCACUGGACUGAUGGCAUAAUAAAAUAUGAGCUUCCAAUUCCAAGUGGAACACCCUUGUGGGUUGCCAGCCAAGGGAGAUUGCCAUAUUUCCGAGAGUCAAUGGUGAAAGAAGGAGGUUUCAUGGAGAUCCCUGAUCUAAGGGACCCAAUGUCAUAUAAAUCAUUCUUGCCACGAUCUCUAGCAUCAAAAAUUCCAUUUUCCUCUACCCGGAUCAAGGAAUUGAAGAAGCUUUUUGGUGUAGUGGAUGAAUCAAACAUGGAUGAGUAUAUCCAAGACACCCUUAAGAUAUGUGAGAAGAUCCCUAUUAGUGGUGAGCAAUGUACUUGUGCGACUUCUGUCGAGGAUCUCGUCGAUUUUGUAGUCGAGAAAUUAGGACACCAUGUACGCAUAUGGAAUACUGAGAGUCCUGAAGGAUCUAAUGAGAAUGUCAGAAUUAGAGCUGUGAAACUAAUAUAUGGAAACCUCUCUGAACCACCAACCUUUUGUCAUAGUCAACCAUUCCCCUUUCAGGUCUAUUAUUGCCAUGCUCUUCAAAAAGUUAAAGUAUAUGCAGUUGAAAUACAAGCUCAGAAGAAAUUGAAUCAUGUGAUUAUGGCAUGUCACUAUGAUACUUCAACCUGGAAUCCAAACCAUAUAGCUUUUAAGCUGUUGGGUUUUGGCCCAGGCCUUAUUGAAGUCUGCCAUUGGAUAAGCCAAAAUGGAAUGGUCUGGACAAAGAAUCUAGGUUGAGCUGCACUUGAAGAUGAUUUGAUUAUCUUCUAGUUCUCUUCUUUGUGUUAUGUUAUUGCAGAAGCUAUUUGAAGGAUAAAUAAAAACCUAUAUUAACUUGCUUAUUUA